Messenger RNA from Danio aesculapii, 2808 nucleotides. RefSeq names its product synaptonemal complex protein 1 (gene sycp1). Gene Ontology annotation, cellular component: central element; male germ cell nucleus; transverse filament. Gene Ontology annotation, biological process: lateral element assembly; meiotic DNA repair synthesis; synaptonemal complex assembly. Lineage: Eukaryota; Metazoa; Chordata; Actinopteri; Cypriniformes; Danionidae. The transcript is spliced from 30 exons. Gene Ontology annotation, molecular function: double-stranded DNA binding. Bases 1 to 2808 code for a protein of 935 amino acids. The record is from RefSeq and is a predicted model, not a curated record.
AUGGUGCUUCCUACGAAGUCACCAAGAGCUGAGGGUAUGAAAAAGGCUGCAGUCUUGCCAAUGGAAAAGGAAGAGACGUCUUUAAGAUCUAGCCAGCUGUACUCCAAACUGCUCGAUGAAGCUGAGAAAAUCAAACUCUGGAAGUUCAGAACCGAUUCAGAUAUUUCACAAAAAGACAGAAAACUACAGGAGAACAGAAAAACCAUAGAGACACAGCGCAAAGCUAUUCAAGAGCUGCAGUUCGCAAAUGAAAGUCUGAGCAUUAAAUUAGAGGAUCAACUCAAUGAGAAUGAAGACCUUAGGAAUAAAACUAAUGCAACCAGAAAUCUGUGUAACAUACUAAAGGACACAUUUGAGAGAUCUGCUGAGAAAAUGAAUUUUUUUGAAGCUGAACGGGAAGAAACGCAUGAUCUAUUUAUGCAGAUCAGUGAGAAUGUUCAGAGGAUGGUGGCAGCAUUUGAAAGUCUUCGGAAGCAGGCAGAAGCAGAUCAGCAGGAUAUGUUGAAAUUAAGAGAAUGCCUUGCACAGUUUGAAGAUCUUAAAGUGCAGCUUCAGAGUGAAUGCAAUUUCAAGGAGGAGCAGGUUGCCAUUCUUCAAGAAAAACUCCAAGAGAAAGAGAAUGAUUUCAAAGAGGUUUCCUUAAAACUUCAGGAGGCACAGCACAUCUGCAGUGUGCUAGAGGAGUCUUCAAGGAAACACCAGGAACUACUUCACAGUGCUACACAGGACCGAGAAGCACUUGAAGAGAAGCUCAAUGUGAUACAGCAGCUUAAAUGGGAGCUGGAGGAAAACCAGAGAGCCUUAACUUACAAACUUAAGCAAACCAUGGAAAACCAUGAGAAACUUCUUCAAAAGAAAGACACAGAAAUAGAGGAGCUGAACAACAUCAAAGAGCAACGGACAAACCAACUUGCAGAUAUGCAGCUGACAGUGAAUUCUUUGCAGUCCUCACUAACAUCUGAGAUACAGAGGGCACAAGACCUUGAGACAAAACUAAGCUCAGUGGUGAAUGAUCUCAGUGAAAAGAAUGCAGAGAUAGAAGUUACCAAGAGCCAGAAUGUGGACCACUGCAAGCAAUUACAGAUACUCAGAAAAGACCUGGAUGAGAAGUCGUACUCUCUUUGGUCCAUAAAGGAGGAAUUAAAGGCUAGCGAGGCUCAGAUGCUCAAACUUAUUACCUCACUUGAAGAGAAACAAAGUGAAGCAAAUCAUUUGAAGGAAACAAUAGAGAACAUAACCACAGAAAAUAACAACAUGCUGGAGACCCUGACUAAAGUUAGAUGUGAAAAUGAAAACCUUCAAGAACAACUUGGUUUAAAAGAGGCUAAGUUGAAAGAGAUGGAGGAAGAAUUGUCAGGAGCUUUGGAGAGCCGUUGUAAAUCGUCAAACAAGGUAGAAAAAUUGGAGAGGGACAUAAAACAAGAGAAAGAAAAAAAUAAGGAGCUGAAACUGAAGCUUAAUGACCUGCAGAUACAGAAAGACACCAUUCAAAAGCAGGCAGAGAGUGGUGCCUUAGAAAAGAAAGUCCUUCAGUCUCAACUAAUGGAAAGCAAAGCAAAUGCAGAAAUAGAGAAGACAGAUGUAGAGAAACUUAAGAAAGAAAAACAACAGCUUCAAGAGCAGGUAGAUAUUUUAUCAGCAAAAAUCACAGGGCAAGAUGAAGAGAGUAGAAAUGUUCAGGAGCAGUUGAGAGAGAGUGGCAAAGGUGCAAAGAAAGAACUUCUGAUGAAAGACAAGCAAAUCAAAGCUCUGGACACAAAACUGACAAAUCUUAAAACAAAACUAGAGAUCAAAACAAAAGCUCACGAGGAAUGUCUGAAAGAGGUGAAGGAAUUGAAGGAAGAUUUGGAUAGUGUGAAGAAACAUCACAACGAAGAGCUUCAGAAAAUAAGAUCAGACCUUCACGAGAAAUCAACAUCAGAGGCACAACUUAACCUUGAGGUGCAGAAAGUGAAGCAAACAGCCACGGAAGCAUUGAAGAAUAAAGAUGAGACAGAAAUCAAAUGCCAGCAGAAGAUAUCAGACAUGGUUGCUUUGAUGGAGAGGCACAAGCAUGAGUAUGACAAAAUGUUAGAAGAAAAAGAUGCAGAGCUGAGUGAAAAACGAAUGAAAGAAGCUGAAGUCAAUGCAAGCAAAGCUUCGCUGGAACUGGAGCUGUCCCACUUGCAAUUGGAGAAUGAUGAGCUAAGAGAACAACUUGAAAGGAUAAAAGCAGAAAAUGUGGUCCUGAAGACACCAGUUUCACCUCAUGAAAAAGACACUCUUCAGCAGAUAACUGACAACAAAGCAAAGAAGGGAAGAAACAAAAUGUCUAAAACGCCUAAAGCUAGCUGCACAAAGAGGAAUGUGUAUGAUCUUUUAAAUGAUGAAGAAAAUGAAUCUUGCACUCCUGCUGGAGAAGUGCAGGAAGUCCUUCAUAACCCAUUAUGGAGCCGGAGCAAAGCAACUGGAACAACGCCUCAAAUAAAGUCAUUCCGAAUUCGCACACCUCCCACACCUGCGAUUAUGGGGUCUUGGAAGAAAAAUAUUCUGAAGUUGGACCCGAAGUCAGACACCUCAGACAGCAAUGAUAUAUUGAGUUUCUCUCCAAGACCCGUUAAAUCAAAGAAACCAAUGCAGCCAAAAGACCCUAACACAGAGAGCCUGGACAUGUUUAACAAGGUGCAGGUGCAGAGUUCAUUCAUCAAUAAGUCUCCUGGUACAGCGCUGAAACUGGCUGCGAUAAAGCGCAUGCGAGAUGCUGGAUGGACCACCGUCAGCCGUUCAGAUAAGAAGAAGAAAAAAGUAACAGAUAAAAUCUUUGCUUGA